AGCUUGACCCAUUCUUUAUUGGUUAGAGAGAAUCCAAAAGGAAUUCUCCACUCAAGAGACUCCAAACAUUGCAGAAAACAAUCAAAAAUGGAAGAAGAAACCUCAAACUCAGAAUCCCCAGAAAUCACUCUGAGAUCAAUACAGCUUUCAGACUUGGACGAUUUCAUGGAAUGGGCAGGAGAUGAAAGAGUGACCAAUUUCUGUUCGUGGGAUACUUACACCUCAAAAGACCAAGCCAUUGACUUCAUAAAGAACCAUGCAAUUCCACACCCAUGGUUAAGAGUGAUAUGCCUUGAGAAUAGAGUAGUUGGGGCAGUAUCUGUGACCCCCAGGUCAGGGCAUGACAGUUGCAGAGGUGAGCUUGGGUAUGUGCUGGCACACAAGUAUUGGGGCAAAGGGAUUGCAACAAGGGCAGUCAGGAUGGUUGCAUCUACCAUCUUCUCAGAGUGGGCCCACCUAGAGAGGCUUGAGGCUUUUGUAGAUGUGACAAACAAAGGCUCUCAGAGGGUGCUGGAGAAAUGUGGGUUUCUGAGGGAAGGGGUUUUGAGGAAGUACAUGAUCCUGAAGGGAAGAUCUAGAGACACAGUGGUUUACAGCCUCCUCUCCACUGAUUUAUGUUCUCUAGGCAAGUAGCCUCUCAAUCAAUCCUCGGAAAAGGGUCAAAUAAACUCUUAUACUUUUAUGAAAACAUCAUCCAAAUCCAUGUACUAAAUUAAACAUCAUCACAUAAGUGCAUUUACUAUCAAAAAGCAGUCAAAGAGGUCCUAUGACCGGAAACCAACCUCCUACUCCAGAUUAGAAACAUUUUUUAUUUUGCUUUAUUCUCUUGCUUCACAAUCCAGCCCUGCACACGUCGGUUUUUUAUCCUUUCAGUUUCUUCUUUUGUUUUUUUUUUCUCUUUCUUCUUUUUCAAUACUUCAAUUCAAUAGUCUCCCAUUUCGUGAUUUUCUCUUUGAUUUGUUCUUUCAUUUCAUCAUUUCAAUUUCUAACAAUUUAUGUUUUUGUUAUAAAAAAUAACAAUUUGUGUUUUUAGAUUUUUCUUCCUCUAUCCCCCUUAUUUUCUUUUCUACUUGUUGUCUUCCCCAAGAAAUGUUGCUGAAAUUUCUUUCUAAGGAUGUUUUUACUUGGAUUGUAAUUUGCUAAUCUUGUCUGGUCUGAUCUGGUAAUGUCCAGUCUCUUUGUGUUUUUAUAACUAUCCAAGUCACAUAUUUUUAUUGAGAAUAACAAUUCACAUAUUUUUUUAAUAUGUGAUUUGGUAAUCUUGUCUGGUGUGAUUUGCUAAUCUUGUCUGGUCUGAUUUGGUAAUUUUCUUUCUUUAAUAUGUAAUAACAAUUCACAUAUUUUUUAUUAAGAACGAGCAUAUUUAUGAGUUAGAGAUGAUAGUUUAUUGAAAUAAUUAUGAUCUUUUUAUUUGGACUGUAAUCUAUCUUAGACCAGAUCAAACUAGAUCAGACCAGACCAGAUCAAAAUUGACUUGGAUAGUUAUAAAAAUACAAAGAGACUGGACAUUAACAUAUCAGAUCAGACAAGAUCAGCAAAUUACAGUCCAAGUAAAAACAUCCUUAGAAAGAAAUUUCAGCAACAUUUCUUGGGGAAGACAAGUAGAAAAGAAAAUAAGGGGGAUAGAGAAAGAAAAAACUAAAAACACAAAUUGUUUUUUUAUAAACAAAAACAUAAAUUGUUAGAAAUUGGAAUGAUGAAAUGAAAGAACAAAUCAAAGAGAUUACGUGCAACGAGAAAAUCAGGAAAUGGGAGACUAUUGAAUUGAAGUAUUGAAAAAGAAGAAAGAGAAAAAAAAAGAAACUAAAAAGAUUGUGAAGCAAGAGAAUAAAGCAAAAUAAAAAAUAAAAAAUGUUUCUAACCAGGAGUAGGAGGUUGGUUUCCGGUCAUAGGACCUCUUUGACUGCUUUUUGAUAGUAAAUGCACCUAUGUGAUGUUUUAUUUAAUACAUAUGCUUCGAUGAUGUUUUCAUAGAAGUAGAGGUGCUUAUUUGACCCUUUUCCCAUCAAUCCUCUAUACAUUUGACUUAGUUAAUAAUGGAUUGAGCUAGGCUUAGGUGAAAAAAUCAUACUCCGGAUUCAUAUACUUUUUGAGUCUCAGAGGUAAUAAAAGAAUAGAAGUACCUAGUAAUACUUAAUAAAAAUUAGACAUAAAAACUUCGGAGUAUCUAUCUAUUAAUAUAUAAAAGCACACUUCUUGGGUGAAUAGUGUUCCCUCCUAGAAGUGUCAACAUCAAUUUUUAUUUUAAUUUUUAAUAAAAAAUAAUUGCAAAUCAAUUGUUGUGUGAAGAUUUCAGUUCAGUCAAUAAAUGAAUAGCUAUUGUUUAGCAAUUCACGGCUUGGUGUGCAGGGUCAAAUAUAUUGUGUUCCUAUUGAUAAAAAAAGAGGUGGGAACAGUUCACUUUAAAGGGAUUGGUGUGUUUCAAUUGGUUUAAAAUAGAGGUGAGAACUAUUCAUGGAGAGGAGAAUUGGCACUGAUUGGCUUCCUUAUUAAAUGAGGUGUAUUUCUAUUGGUUAGGAAGGAGGUGACACUAUUCACAUAAAAGAAAAUUGGUUUGCAUAGCUCAAAAAGGUGUAUUCCUAUUGGUUAAAGAGGAGGUGGCCACUGUUUACACAAAAAGUUAUUUUGUUCGCAUGGCUGUAAGUAAUUGGAUGAGUUGCUAUUUGCUAAAAAAACUUAAAUUCUAUUGGUUGAUAUGGUGGUGAGAAUAGUGAAGUUGUACGUUUAGGGAAGGCCAAAUCUCACUAUUUGUGAUACCUAAAUUCUAUUGGUUGAAAUGGGCGGUGGAAUAGUGAAGCUCAUUGAGUGUUUCUAACUCCUAACAAGUUGCACUGUAGACUCACUUCACGCUUGCAUACCCACGCUGUUCACACCUAUAAAAGGUGGAAUAAUGCUCUGCAAUCUAACAUUCAUUCGCAUCUGCAAGCAAAAAUAAGAAAGUGAAUCAAAACUCUAAUGUGAGAUUGAAAAGAGCAAAACAACCUGGGCAAUGAAAGAUAGGACCCUGAGGGAGACAGGACUCUAAGGGUGUAUAGGGAGCCUGCUCACAAUGCUUUCCCAGAAUCUCUAAAAAUCAUAUUCCAAGAUGAGGUUCAGAGUUUGUAAUGUUAUUUUUUAAUUAUAUAUUCACAUUUAAUUGUAUGUCACAAGAAGGAUUUAUUAGGUAGAAGGUAGCAAUGCAUAUAAUGUAUAGGGAUGCAUAUGAUAUACUUCGUAUAUGGAUUUCACAUCACUUUUCCAGUGGAUAACCCAAAUAAAAAAUGAUACAAGUGUGUCAGUCUUGAUAAUGAUUGAACUCUUUAUUUUGAUUCUUGCAAAAGACAUAUAAUCAUAUUUUCUCCCACGCAGCCUUUGGGUUAUGAUUUUAUUGAUAGAUGGAUAGCCAUGUACAUUUAAACACACCUUUCAAAACUGAUCCCUGUGUAUGGUUUUUGGGUAAGCAGUCUUUAUUGUGUAUUUGUGCAUUUAUGCAAGUGUAACAAUUCCAAAACGUUACGUGUAAAACAAUCCGUAUGAAUUACGGUCAACAUGUUAAACAUUUGUUAUUAAUGAGUAUAUGUUUCUACCAUUUCUCUUGACUCUCUGCGUACAAACAAUGAUCACGAUGCAUAGCAGAUUAGCAGGUGCAUAGGCGCAUAGCAGUUCAAUCAACAAGCUUUCCUAAUUAAUAAUUCAUAUUAUUGAAUCGGCUGAAAAUUAAAUUUCAAACUCAAAUGCAAUCAAGUGGUCAAAGAUAAUGUUUACCUAAUGCUUCACAUGUAGUGUUCUUUUAUUUCUCCUCAUAAGCACUUUUUGGACGGCUUCUUCCGAAGGCGCAAUACUUCACUACUACACACAUACGGGGACUUCCCCAGAGCCAUAGCUUUUCCCUUAAAAGCAGUCAACCUUCUCCACUCAGAAAUCCUAGCAAUCGAAACCUCAAUCAAGUUUAUGGAAGAUCAGGGUUACAACGAAUUCCAAGUAAAAACUGAUUCGGACAAAACAGUAAAAUUCACACAGAGAACGGAAGAGAAUACCUCACCUCGGCAAUAGCAAGCAUCAAAACGCUAGGAGUCUCCAAUAACCUGAGCUUUGUCUUCUGUCACCGCGAGGCCAAUCAGGUCUCCAGCUGAGCCGAAUCAAUAUGCAUCUCCAACCUCCCUUCGACGGCCAAAAAAACAUGUUUACAGGGCCUCCAUGCAUCGCUUCUGCUUCUUAAGAGACGCGUGAUAGCAUCCGCAAACAAACAGCGACAUUAUAGCGACAAAAACUCUAGACUAACACUCAAUCGGCGGGACUCUCAC
Molecule: messenger RNA, 4283 nt
Organism: Cuscuta epithymum
Lineage: Eukaryota; Viridiplantae; Streptophyta; Magnoliopsida; Solanales; Convolvulaceae
Source: the annotation of a GenBank genome assembly